UUGGGGCUGGAUCCAGCAGCUGGGGGGAGGCUUCUGGCAGCCCCUAGGGUAGCAAGGGGAGGAGAUCUCGCUCCUCAACCUGCUACCCCCCCCCACUUGCCUACCUUUAUUACCCCUACACCUCUCCUUUGGCCUGAGCACACUGUAUAACGUCACCACCCACGUGGCCUGGCCAGGAGUAGGGCUGGGAGUCCCCCUUCUAUGCGCAUCCGGUUUCUUGUCUUGCCACUGCUAUUUGUGCGUAUGACUCGCCCGCGCAUGCGCUUCUUGUCCUCCCGUGGUUCCCCCCCCCCCUCCUUACGCAUGCGUCUCGUUCCUUUCCCACUCUCCACCGGUCCACAUGCGCGCUCGCCCCGGCUCUUGCAUUCACCUGCGCAUGCGUCCCUUGUCUUCCCUGUGUCCGUUUCCUAUGCAUGCACCUCCCUCCCUUUCCAGCCGCCUUCGUCGUCCUUGUGCGCAUGCGUCCUUCUCGCCCUUGUAUUCCCCUCCGCGCAUGCGUCUCCUGGCUCGCCCUUUGCCAUUCUCCUGCGCACGCGCUGCCUCGUCACGUGAUGUGAGGGAGGCAACGUCGUGACGCAAGCCCCUUUGCGCGCGCCGGAGAGCGGGAGGCGGAUUCGGUCGUGUCCGCCGAUCCCCCCCCCCGCCCGCGGAGCAGGUGGUAGCACCCGCCCGGGCAGCGGGGCGGUGUCCGGGUGGGACCAUGGCGGCGGCGGCGGGGGGGCUGGGUGAGACCAAGGUAAUCUACCACCUGGACGAGGAGGAGACGCCCUACCUGGUGAAGAUCGCCGUGCCCGCCGAGCGCAUCACGCUGGGCCACGUUAAGGCCGCGCUCAACCGGCCUGGGGCCAAGUACUUCUUCAAGAGCAUGGACCAGGACUUCGGGGUUGUCAAGGAGGAGAUCUCGGAUGACAACGCCAGGCUGCCCUGCUUCAACGGGAGGGUCGUUUCUUGGCUGGUGUCGUCGGAGACACCCCAGGCCGAGCCGGCGCCAGUGCCUGCAGAGCCACGGCCAGACCCGUCCCCACCACCGCCCCCCCUGCCCCCUCUGCCAGUGGAACGGACCAGUGGCAUCGGGGACUCCCGGCCCCCCUCUUUCCACCCCAAUGUGUCUUGUAGCCGGGAGAACCUGGACCACGAGACGGAGACAGAGUCGGUGGUCUCCCUGCGGCGGGACCGGCCACGGCGCCGGGAGAGCACGGAGCAUGGGGGCGGGCACCGGCUGAAUGGGCAGUCACGGCUGGAGCGGCACCUGGCUGGGUACGAGAGCUCCUCCACCCUCCUAACCAGCGAGAUUGAGACCACCAGCCUCUGCGACUCAGACGAUGAUGCCAUGAGCAGGUGCGGGGGUGGGGCCCAGAUGUCUGAGUUCUUUGGCCUGGCUUCUCUGGGUGGGGAGCAGGGUCUGGUGGUUGGGGGUGGUCUGGGAGUCUGGACACCUGGGUUCUCUGGGAAGGGAGAGGGGUUGGGGGGCUGGGAGCUGGGACGCCUGGGUUUUCUGGGACGGGAGUGGGGUCUAGUGGUUAGAGUGGGAGGGGCUGGGGGCUGGACGCCUGGGUUCUCUGCAGCUCUGGAUGGGGAAUCAGGUCUAAGGGGUUCAUCGUCGUUCAGCAGCGUCACGGAUUCCACCAUGUCCCUCAACAUCAUCACAGUUACCCUCAACAUGGAGAAGUACAACUUUCUGGGCAUCUCCAUUGUGGGGCAGAGCAACGAGCGGGGGGACGGCGGCAUCUACAUCGGUUCUAUAAUGAAGGGUGGCGCAGUGGCAGCAGAUGGGCGCAUCGAGCCGGGAGACAUGCUGCUCCAGGUGAACGAUAUCAACUUCGAGAACAUGAGCAACGAUGACGCUGUCCGGGUCCUGAGAGAGAUCGUCCACAAGCCAGGCCCCAUCGUGCUGACGGUUGCCAAGUGCUGGGACCCGUCCCCCCAGGGCUACUUCACACUGCCCAGGAACGAGCCGAUCCAGCCCAUCGACCCGGCUGCCUGGGUCUCGCACUCAGCCGCGCUGACGGGGGCCUUUGCCACCUACCCCGGGAGCAGCUCCAUGAGCACCAUCACAUCGGGCAGCUCCGUGCCCGAGACUGAGCGCUUUGAGGAGCUGGCGCUGUCAGUGCACACAGACAUGGCAUCUGUCAUGAAGGCGAUGGCAGCGCCUGAGUCGGGGCUGGAGGUCCGGGACCGCAUGUGGCUCAAGAUCACCAUCCCCAAUGCCUUCCUGGGCUCCGAUGUGGUAGACUGGUUGUAUCACCACGUGGAGGGCUUCGGGGACCGGCGCGAGGCACGCAAGUAUGCUAGCGGCCUGCUCAAAGCUGGCCUCAUCCGCCACACGGUCAACAAGAUCACCUUCUCCGAGCAGUGCUACUAUGUCUUCGGGGACCUGCGGCGCUGCGACAGCUACCUGGCUAACUUGUCCCUGAAUGACAACGACGGGUCAAGCGGGGCUUCGGACCAAGACACGCUGGCGCCGCUGCCCCUGCCGGGGGCCAGCCGCCAGUCCUUCCACAUGGCCAUGGGCAACCCCAGUGAGUUCUUUGUGGAUGUAAUGUGA
Molecule: messenger RNA, 2545 nt
Organism: Alligator sinensis (Chinese alligator)
Lineage: Eukaryota; Metazoa; Chordata; Crocodylia; Alligatoridae
Gene: DVL2
Product: dishevelled segment polarity protein 2
Exons: 14
Coding region: 701-2545 (614 amino acids)
Biological process (GO): canonical Wnt signaling pathway; intracellular signal transduction
Cellular component (GO): cytosol
Molecular function (GO): frizzled binding
Source: RefSeq, a predicted model, not a curated record